UUAACCCGUCUGCCCAAAAUAGAUCUUCACAAUCACACUGUACAAAUUACUAUACAUAUAUAUACAUGUACAUAUCAACAUUUGCGCUCACAACCACACACUCCAUAUAACGAUUUCUGUCAACAUCGCGUAGCUACAUAGAGCCAAAUACAAACAAAUUCUAUAAUAUUUUCAUUCGGAUAAAAUUAAACAAAAUUUUGCUUACGCGCUCUUGAACCGUCUGAUCUGUGGAACUCGGCCCAUUUCUUGCGCCCGUCAUUAUUGGGAGCUACAUCAGUUCGCUUUGUACGCUUCAUCGUGGCGCUGCUCGGGAAGAAAGGCAACGGCAACAGCAAAGAGCGCAAGCAAUGAUUUUUCGAUACUUUUGCACUUUAGGCUGGCACAUCAACAUUAGGCCUCGCCUAACCAGGUCUCAGUUUCCGCGAUAUGCGCUAUAUAAAACCGGAGCCAUAUUAUGAGGGCCUUCCACCGUUUAAUGUCACAGGCAGCCCCUUCAAUGUGGUACCGAUACACAAUUACCCGGAGCUAAUGAAAGAUACCUGUGCGUUGAUCAACUCCGAGUGGCCUCGCAGUGAGACAGCGCGCAUGCGUUCUUUGGAAGCUUCAUGUGAUACACUGCCAUGCAGCCUUGUCCUUACGACAGAGGGCAUGGGUCGGGUGAUUGCACACCUUAAGCUAAGCCCAAUAACGUCCAAGAAAAAGGCAUGCUUCGUGGAGUCUGUGGUUGUGGAUAAAAAAUAUCGUGGACAGGGUUUUGGGAAGCUGAUAAUGAAAUUCGCCGAGGACUAUUGUCGUGUGGUGCUCGAUUUGAAGACGAUUUACUUGUCAACAAUAGAUCAAGACGGUUUCUACGAGCGGAUAGGUUACGAGUAUUGCGAGCGCAUAUCCAUGUACGGACCGCGCCACUGUGAGCUUCCAAGCUUGCAAAAUGCCAAAAAGAAAUACAUGAAGAAAGUCCUAUAGACAUCAACGCCAGUAGUAGUAGUGUUAGCCAAUUUGAAUUGCGCCCAACAGGGGCAGCGCGUCAACUAGUUGAAUUAGCAAACGCCUGCCAGCGGCUGUGCCGCAUUGCAUUUCGCUAGUGAGAUUCAACGCGCUUCGUGCCACCAUCUGCCAACUGUAGAGACAGACAUUAAGCAAUUUUUUGAUUCCAUUUCACUGACAAACAAACAAACAAACAUUCAUACAUAUUACUCUCGUUGAUUUUUAAAUAUUACUUUCCGCUUGUAUUUUUUAAUCUUUUUGGUUGCCCAUUUGUAUGACAAAUGUGGAGCUACUAUCCACAUAAAUUCUUAAAUUGCUGUAUGUUUUUUUCAUACGAAUGUAUUUCCUUGAAUCAUAAUUAAAUUAUGAUAAUUUAUUUUUA
Messenger RNA from Scaptodrosophila lebanonensis, 1366 nucleotides. It is a transcript of the gene Naa80, whose product is annotated as N-alpha-acetyltransferase 80. Gene Ontology annotation, biological process: protein acetylation. NCBI's taxonomy places the organism in Eukaryota, Metazoa, Arthropoda, Insecta, Diptera, Drosophilidae. The record is from RefSeq and is a predicted model, not a curated record. The coding region runs from base 427 to 963 and encodes 178 amino acids. The transcript is spliced from 3 exons. Gene Ontology annotation, molecular function: N-acetyltransferase activity; acetyl-CoA binding. Gene Ontology annotation, cellular component: cytoplasm.